GCGCUUCCGCGCGCCAUCGCUUACGGCAUAUUGACGAACACUAAAUACGGAAGGCAACAUGUCCACCGCUCCUCAGCAAAACAAUAACGAGGAGCCUGGCCUCAACGGGUCAUGGGUAGAGCUGGAGAUGAAUGGAAACAACAGGAACCAGGCUCUGCUGCCAAACCCCAACACGGGGAAUGGGAAUGAGGGGGAGAGUCAGGCCCCUCAGGCCCUGGAGGUGGUGCCAGAGGAGGUGGAGGAGAGUCUGACAGGGGGGUUGGGGCACGUGCCCUCAUCCUCCUCUAUCCACAAUGCAGACAUGAAGAAGAUCCUGCUGGAUGCCCAGCAUGAGUCCAGCCAGAGCAGCUCCUCCUGUGACAGUCCUCACAGACCUUCCAGUCCAGAUCAGGAUCAGGAUGACAGGCAGGUCACCUUUGACGUGGAGAUGUCCAGUAGGAGAGGGAGCCAGUCAGAGGAGGAAGGCCCAGAGAAAGACAGAGAAGAUGAUAUCCUGAUGAACAAAGGUGCAGACUGGGUUGCAGAUUGGUCCAGUCGUCCCGAAAACAUUCCCCCCAAGGAGUUCCACUUCCAGCACCCCAGACACUCAGUAUCCCUCAGCAUGAGAAAGAGUGGAGCCAUGAAGAAAGGGGGUGUCUUCUCUGCUGACUUCCUCAAAGUCUUCAUCCCCUCCUUACUCCUAUCUCACAUCCUUGCCCUUGGUAUCGGGGUCUACAUUGGAAAGAGACUCACCACGCCUUCCACCAGCUCUUUCUAAAACCAAACUAAAGCAGUGCCUGGAAGUCGCAUCAAAAUUGUCUUGUCGAAAAAAUAGUUGUGCUAUAAGGUCCUCUUUUCCUCUGCAUCCAUUGUACACCUAGCUAGCUUCCACCUCCCUUUUCCGUUCUAUUCAUCCAUUCUAUAUUCUGUUUUCAACUCAGAUUUUUUUCAUACGUUUUUACCACUUUAUUUAACACUGACUCACCCCAGUCUUUUUAUGUUGGGUGCUUUUGGAAGGUUCACGAUUCGUGAAUGUUUGGGAACCUUUACCUUUUGAUACAGAUUGGGCACAGUGCGAACUGUACCAUCGGACAGUAAUGACCACUAGCAACCCAUAAUAGUUCACAGCCCCUGCCUGAACCUGAGUGUGGUACUUUUGUAACAAAUUAUUCUCAAUUCAGCUAUUGAAAUCCUGUACUGCACAAACACUGAGGUGGCUGGUAUUGGAUGGCAGGGGGCCUGAAUGUUUGGGAAUCUCUGAGAUUUCCAUAUAGAUGCCUUAGCUUAGACAGAGAUUGUGCUGUGAGAAGUCUAGGAGUGUUUAUCUUCCUGCUCCUUACUCCAAAUCAGUUAAUUGCAUAGUGACUUGCACCUGAACCAAAAAUAAGCUCCAUAUCUGAAGUACACCUUUCAAGAGUUGCAGUGACUGAAUCAAGUGGUAUUGUUGUUCAGUUUUUUUUAUUGCAAUGAGUUUGGAAUACUUUUUAGCCCAGACUUUAAUUCAGGAGAAGUUUUGUUGUAUUCCACCCUAUUCUAGUUAUACCUAAUUGUUGUCAUAUUUUAGUAGCCCCAAACAAUAUUCUCUAAAGGGGGUGGUCUCUUGGUGAAAGGGUGUGAAUAUUAAUACUAGUGGCUACUGCAGGUUUCCAUUGAUUAUCAGGAAAACAUCCUAGCAAAUAGUUAUACAGAUGGGGGUGUUGAUGCAGAAAGAGUAGCACAUCUAAAUGCUCUACAGUACAUGGUGGAGUACUGUAGUAGUAAGGAGAAGGGGAAAGUUUGAAUGAAGAUGUCAUUUUUAUGUACAGUAGAUAUAGUAUAGUAGAUACAAAUAUACACAACCUGCCUGCUGUUCAGCAACUCAAAUGUGUCAAUGCUACACAUUCUUCCUUUCUUUUGUCAUAUCUUAUUUAUUUUUUCAAGCUGAUUCUAGAAACCUUUGAAUCAAAGUUUUCCUGUGUGGUUACACACCCUCAGAGUGAGAUCCAGUGUAUAGGUCCAGGCACCAUACUGAGUUGGAUGUAUUAGCAGACUUAUGAUAUAACUGGCCACAAAUGACUACUGCAUAGUGCCAAAUAUAGAUAUCUUUUCAUCUCAGCGCUUUCAUUGCAUUGGAAAGUUACCACUGACACUGAUCUCUCAAUUAUUGGACAAGUUGAACUAUAGGGUUAGACUAACUCAAACAGUGACAUGCCCUCCUAUCUCCAGCUCUGAUAAGUCAUCUACCUUGUUUUGACAUGUCCUUUGGUGAUCUAUUUUGAGAUUUUCAUGAUUCUUAUGGGGAACAUUUUGUGUAAGCAUGGGAUCUAUUCAGCCAGUCCCCAUAGGUAGACAUUAUCUACCUUAUUAUGGCAAUGUAAGCAAUGCUUUUUGUAUAUAUGUUUAACACUGACCUAUUUUAAGAAUUAUGAAAUCUGAUAAAGGACUGUUUUUUGGCAUGUUUUAUUUUCAUCACACUAGGUAAUCACGCUAGGUAAUUAUCCCAGGAACUCCUGGGAAAGUGACUAUAUAGAACCAGCACUUCACCACUGUAUUGAGUUGCUUGGUGAUUUUGGGUUUUGUAUUGUAUUAGGGGGAAGGUUGGUGGGCAAUGGGGAUAGGUGUGAUGACAUGAGUGUUUUAUUUUUUCUGAGUUGGAUUGUUUUUUUGUGCCUCUUCUUGGUUUGUACCAACUCAAAGUAACUCCCAUUGCAUGCAUGCCUUUAGUUUGUAAUUGGCAUUUACGUAGUAUAAUUCACGAGAUGCCAAAGGUUGUCAUAGCUUUCAUUAAAAUUGUGAAGUCCAUCCUUGUUUGUAAGGCAGAAUAAGUAUGCACAUUAUCAUUGUUAUGUUAUUAUUUUCUGAUAAUCCAAAAUACAAACUGAAAGAUGCUUUUCUUGUUUGUAUGGAGGGCAGGGCCCUCAGGAAUUCAUUGAACAUGCUUGUAAAAAAAAUAUUCUAGAAGCAAGAAGUUUCAGCCAUGUAGUUUGAUUAAUUGUAAUAAUAUUGGAAAAACUGACAUUAAAAUGAGAAAUGAACCACA
This is a messenger RNA of Coregonus clupeaformis (lake whitefish), 2998 nucleotides long. RefSeq names its product BCL2/adenovirus E1B 19 kDa protein-interacting protein 3-like. Bases 59 to 757 code for a protein of 232 amino acids. The transcript has 6 exons. The record is from RefSeq and is a predicted model, not a curated record. Gene Ontology annotation, biological process: mitochondrial outer membrane permeabilization; defense response to virus; positive regulation of apoptotic process. Lineage: Eukaryota; Metazoa; Chordata; Actinopteri; Salmoniformes; Salmonidae. Gene Ontology annotation, cellular component: mitochondrial envelope; nucleus; mitochondrial outer membrane.